Molecule: messenger RNA, 1953 nt
Organism: Pyricularia pennisetigena
Lineage: Eukaryota; Fungi; Ascomycota; Sordariomycetes; Magnaporthales; Pyriculariaceae
Exons: 3
Coding region: 1-1953 (650 amino acids)
Biological process (GO): amino acid transmembrane transport
Cellular component (GO): endoplasmic reticulum
Molecular function (GO): amino acid transmembrane transporter activity
Source: RefSeq, a predicted model, not a curated record
AUGAACCGGCUGCCAAUGGCCAAGGCCAGAUCUUCGUUCCUCGGAAGCAGCAGCUCCACGCCGCGUGCCAACGACAACGAGGAGGACAUUGGCCUGCUGGCCUCUCACAACCAAGAUGUCGCUCCUGCCGGCGCGGCAAUAACAUCACCCAGGUCGGUGCCGCAAUCCUCAGAGCAGCAGCAACAACAUCAUCAAAACCAACAACAACCCUCAGACUCGAAACCGCUCUCGAGAAGACCACAAUCCCUACAGAACACAGAGCGCCGACCGUCUGCACUACACUCGCCCAGCCUCACGGGCGGCUCGCGCACACCCCGCACGCCCAAUCGAGUACGCUUCGAUCUGCAGCCCAUCGUCGUCGGCGGGGGCGUCGGCGCAGCCAACAAUAAUGGCCGCCGGGCAUCCAAUGGCAACACCCAGGGGGGUCCAGGACAGGGUCUGGGGGGCGAGUACAACCACCCGCUGCUGGCGCUGUCGUCUCCUUCGUCGCGCUCCAGCUUCGACAGCUACGACAGCGAAUUCGACGUCGACUCUGAGCCCGAGAACGCCGAGACGGAGCGCCGUCUGCCGCUGCUCACCAACAUCGAGGCGCCCUCGGUCUCGGUGGCCAACAGCGGAGCGGACUGGGUCGACGGCGGCGCCGAGUGGGCCGAGGACCACAACCGGCCCAAGAGCGGCCUGCGCGCGGCAUUUAUGAACAUGGCCAACAGCAUCAUUGGCGCGGGCAUUAUCGGCCAGCCGUACGCUUUCAAGAACGCGGGCCUGCUGGCCGGCGUGUUCUUGCUCAUCUCGCUGACCGUCGUCGUCGACUGGACCAUCUGCCUCAUCGUGAUCAACAGCAAGCUCUCGGGAGCAAACAGCUUCCAGGGGACGGUGGAGCGUUGCUUCGGCAAGCCCGGCCUCAUCGCCGUCAGCGUGGCCCAGUGGGCUUUUGCGUUUGGCGGCAUGGUGGCCUUUGGUGUCAUUGUGGGCGACAGCAUACCGCAUGUCUUCCUGGCAAUCUGGCCUGAUUUGCGCAACAUACCCGUGCUCGGGUUACUCGCUGACCGCCGUGCCGUCAUUGUGAUUUUUACCCUGGGCAUUAGCUAUCCGUUGACGCUGUAUCGUGACAUUUCCAAGCUCGCUAAAGCUAGCACAUUUGCUCUAGUGAGCAUGCUGGUCAUUGUCUUUACGGUCGUUAUUCAGGGACUUUUAACUCCCAAAGAGCUGAGGGGCUCCUUUGACACGUCACUCCUGACGGUGAAUACGGGUAUAGCCCAAGCCAUUGGCGUAAUAUCUUUCGCCUUUGUCUGUCAUCACAACUCCCUCCUCAUCUACGGAUCCCUCGAGAAGCCGACAAUAGACCGGUUCUCGCGCGUGACGCACUACUCGACGGGUGUGUCGAUGCUGGCCUGCCUCCUCAUGGCGCUCGCGGGGUUCCUGACCUUUGGCGACAAGACGCUGGGCAACGUUCUCAACAACUUCCCGGCCGACAACACCAUGGUGACGAUAGCACGGCUCUGCUUUGGGCUCAACAUGCUCACCACGCUGCCGCUCGAGGCCUUUGUGUGCCGCGAGGUAAUGUUCAACUACUACUUCCCCGGAGAGCCCUUCAACCUGAAUCUGCACCUCAUCUUCAGCUCUGCCCUUGUGGUUAGCGCAAUGGCCCUGAGCCUGAUGACGUGCGACCUGGGCGUCAUCUUUGAGCUCGUCGGGUCCACCAGCGCCUGCGCCAUGGCGUACAUUCUGCCGCCCCUCUGCUACAUCAAGCUGGCGAGCCGGAGCUGGCGGACCUAUUGCGCCUGGGCCGUCGUCGUCUUUGGGUGCUUGGUGUUUGUCGUGAGCCUGUUCCAGUCCUUGGAGAAGAUCAUUACAGGUAAGUCGGCCUCCGUCUCUGGAUGGCGAUAUGCUGCUGACAUCAGACUCUUUGUCUUGCUUUUACCAGGCAACGGAGGGCCGGCCGUCUGCAUGUAG